Molecule: messenger RNA, 773 nt
Organism: Hylaeus anthracinus
Lineage: Eukaryota; Metazoa; Arthropoda; Insecta; Hymenoptera; Colletidae
Gene: blp
Product: mitochondrial import inner membrane translocase subunit Tim16
Exons: 2
Coding region: 260-658 (132 amino acids)
Biological process (GO): protein import into mitochondrial matrix
Cellular component (GO): TIM23 mitochondrial import inner membrane translocase complex
Source: RefSeq, a predicted model, not a curated record
UUUAAAAAACUUGAAUUUCCACUAAAAAUAAACUCAUAUCGUAUCGUAAUAGUUUUUGAAAUGUUUUAUUACGAACAAAAAAUCUCUUACAUACUGAAAACCCGGUUUAUAGAUGCUUCAUGAGUGUAUAUAUGUAUACGUCCGGAAAUGCUCCAAACACGAAUAACACGUUGUACGAAGAGGAUUUUGUGAAGUUUCGAGAUAAAGGAUUACAUUAAAAAUAUAUUUGACAAUCGUUUCCAACCUGAAAGAAGAGGUUAUGGCGAAAUACUUGAUACAAAUAGUUAUAUUGGGCACGAGAGUCGUCGGUAAAGCGUUUGCACGGGCAUUGCGACAAGAAAUAGCAGCAAGUCAAGAGGCUGCACGCAGAGCAGGUGGAGGAACGAGAGGUGCUCAACAUGUAGCCGCUAAUUGUAAAACUGGAAUUUCUUUAGAGGAAGCAUUACGUAUCCUAAAUGUUGAACGAUUGGAUCAAACAGAAGCUAUAGAGCGCAACUAUAAGUAUCUCAUGGAAGUCAACGACAGAUCUAAAGGCGGUUCCUUUUAUAUUCAAUCGAAAGUAGUGCGUGCUAAAGAACGUAUCGAUGAAGAACUAAAAAAUCAAACCGUUCCUCCAAAAGCAAGUUCUACACAUGAAGAUAACGCUAGACAACUCUAGCGAAUGUUUCUGUAGUCUAAAUUUAAUUAUUACAUCUUUAAAGACUGUAUAUACACAUUUAGCAAUCUAUAUUUUAAACAUAAAUAAAUAAAAUGAAAUGUAUAAAUAAUCAAAA